This is a messenger RNA of Schistosoma haematobium, 5077 nucleotides long. Its product is annotated as mitotic spindle checkpoint protein Bub3, variant 2. Gene Ontology annotation, molecular function: SNARE binding. Gene Ontology annotation, biological process: retrograde transport, endosome to Golgi; endocytic recycling. The transcript has 3 exons. Gene Ontology annotation, cellular component: EARP complex. The record is from RefSeq and is a predicted model, not a curated record. The coding region runs from base 1678 to 2169 and encodes 163 amino acids. Lineage: Eukaryota; Metazoa; Platyhelminthes; Trematoda; Strigeidida; Schistosomatidae.
UAGUGAUCCGUCUGUACAUCAUGAAUCCUGAUUUAUGAAAUAAAACUGUUUUUUAUUAAUCUUUUUAGAAGAUUGAUUCUGGUUAAUUUGAAAAAAAAAGGUUUUCACGAAGGGUCCUACAAAACUGACAAAUCAUCACAAGAAUAUAAGAAAAUUUCACUUGUCAAGACGUCGUUUAGACUGGGCUACUCCUUUAGAUUAAUAUACAUUGUUACAUUUCCAUUUCCUAUCUAGUAAUACAUAUUUAUCAAUCUGUCUAUCCAUCCUACUAUUUACUGAGAUUGUAUUUCCUUUUCUUUUAUUAUAGGAAUUCAGAGCAGUAAAAGAUUUAUUUGAAAGUAAUACAGCUAACAACAAUAUUACUAAUAAUAGCAACGGUACUAAUGUUAAUAAAAGCAUUACGGUUAAUGGGUUGAGCAAAGUCUCAGAUAACAAUAAUAAUAAUAAUUCAACGAUAACGUAAGUAUUUUUAGUCUAUCCAUUGCUUUUUCCCUUUCUCCUUAUUUUAUUAUUAUAAUUAUUCUGCUUGGAAAUAAAAGUGAUCAUGACAUUCACUGGUAGGUUAGGUAAUGAUGCUCAAGUGGGAAAUAACUGAACAAGUGAUUUUUGUGUGUGUACAUAAACCUUUUUUGAAAAAAUUCUGUUGUCAUUGUAAUUAUAGUUUGUAUUUACCACAAAUUGAUGUCAGUUGAGAUGCCAUUGAAGAGCAUGAAGAGUGGCGCUGAACAGCUUUUUCAUCCCUGUAUAAAGGACAUCAAAAAACCAUGAUUUCAUGACCCCAUCAGAGAUUGAGUCCAAGAACAUCAGAUCUAACAGAAAACGCUUAGCCAUUAGAAAACGGUAGCCAUUUUCUAAUGGUACGAUUUGAACUUCAAUCAACUUGCAAUAGAACGUGAAGAUCGUCUAAUACAACUGGGACAUCUGUCUCAAUUUCGAUAUAUCUGAACUUCACCAGUAAACCUAUCACCCCGGUUUUCAUUGAUACCUUAAUUAUUAUCAAACUUUGACGAAUACAACUCAUAAACUAAAUCAGUCUUUACUAAAGCUUUUAAACUGAAAUUUUGUUGUCUUAAGUGUGUUAAUUAUUCAAAUGCUCAUAUGUGCAAAUGCAUAUUUGUACAGUGUAAGUAUGCAGUGUAUAGCGAGAACAUAAUUAACAAUCCAAUCAUUUUCUUUUAGAACUUCGUUCAACACAUCCAAAUCGGAAAACAGUUAGAUUUAUUAAAGGUUUACUAUAAUCUCAUUUCAGGUAACGAACAAUACAACAUUCACGAUCAUUUACUGGGGUUCCAGUCUAUGGCUUUCAUGGUGUACAUUUCUACGUUUUCUUAGUUGAACCGAAAAAAAAUAGCAAUCGAAGUGUUCCAGUUGUGUUUUGUUGUAUUCAUUGCCUUAAUUGGGUUCUAUGUGACAUUCAUGCACUGACAAAUAACUGUUUAUUUGUAUAGGAAAUUUGUGGAGAUUGUAGUAUUUGCACACCUGAAAUCACGAACUGAUCAAAGUUAGACCACCAAUGAAAACCUGGAAGCACUGAAUGGCAUUUUCGCCCUAGUAUGGGACUUCUCAGCAAUGCACAUCCAUGAACCUACCCGCCAGAAUAAAACCUUGGACUUUUGAUCCCGUACCCAAACGUUUAACCUCUAAACCAAUUGGCUAUCAUCCAGUAGUGAUCUUGUUAUGAUCAGAAGCGUUCCAAAACUACAAAAUAAAAAGUUAUUCGCCUUCCCUUAUACCUUUGUGCAAUUCCCUGAGGAUCCCGAGAAUAGUAAUAAUAAUGAUAACAGUAAUGACAAUGGUGUUAGUAGUGACAAUCAUCUUGGUCAAACUGAAACCAACUCCUCUGAUUUAAUGAAUUUAUCGUCAGCAUCAAACGAUAUUAUGGCUACACAAAGGUCAAAUACAAAGUUUUCUCCCAAUAAUACUGAUCAUAAUCAUGGAGAUAAUGAUAUUCAUGGUAAUGUUAAUAAUAAUGCCAAGUUUAUUACCAUUUCACAAAACAAUUUCUCUAAUGAUACAUCGUUUUCAAAUGAUCAUAGUGGGCCACUUUUAUCAACAACUACAUUAGAAGUUCUUCGUUUGAUCGGUAAGUACAUUCAUAUUUAUCUUUUCUCAUUGAAUAUGAUUAUUUCUAGCUAUUUACUCUCAUGGUUAAAACGAUACAUCAGUUAGAAAGGGACAUUCUUUGAAAAGCACUCAACACUUCAAUUUUUUAACUUUUCCUAACAUUUUUAAUUGACGACUGAACGCCAUAUUUAGUUUAUGACAUUUUUACUCUCAUUGCAUAGUGAAAAAUCACUUGUUUUAUCGUAAUUUACUGAGUUGUGCGAUUAAAUCUGCAUUGUACAUUUUCUUAUUUCUUACAAACUACUUAUUUCUGAAAUAAGUACAUCAUUUUUGAUUCAAAUAUACACUAAAAUGUUCCUCUUAUUUGGAGCCUCAAGGAGAUUAAACCUAUCGAACAACAUUAUUUGACAAAAUACCUUUCGAUACAGUUAUUUAUAUACAACAAAAGAAAACAUUGAUACAUGAGGUUUCAUUAGGACAUGUUGCAGAGAAUAAAGCAAGAUACAGAUGAAGAAGUAUACCUAACAACCACCUACUUCGAUGAGCGACGCAUAUAUAUCCAGAAUUAGGUUGGAAUAUAGCUAGAAUGGACAGACCAAAAUGCGACGUCAAUCUAUGUAUUCAUCGAAUAUUGGUCUGAGUCAUGUUCAUCGAUCUAGACUACCAUAUUGGGUUUCACGUAAUAACUGCGAUGAGUGACUGGAGAUUUUAGAUGACACAGCACAAAAUCGUUCACAGUCUUUAUCUCACUCACUAUCUUUAAUUUUAAUAUUUCUUCAUACAUGCUUUCCCAGUUUGCCUUUUGAAACCAUAUUCCAAGAUCUGGUAUUUCUUUCUAUAGUUGAUACCACAUUACUUCUCACUCUUGUUGUAUUCACCUCGUCGUGUUAAUCUUAAUCCGACUCACAUCCUUACCACACUCCGUGUUAAUUAUGUUUUUUCUGUCAGUCUAUCGGUUCACCUAUUCGCUAUUAAAAUUCUCUCCGAACCACAAAUUACCUACAUCUAAAACGUAAGUGACAAAAUUCCUCAUCUGGUAUGGAUUCCGUAUCUUCAGGACGAUCGUUGGAGAAAAAGCUUAUUUUUCACUUCGUGAAAUUGGUCACUCUGGUUCUCAACAGAAGCUAUCUUUCUGACGUGGCGUUUGGGUUUCCCUAUUGUGAUGACCUGAUGAUGCUGUAUUUAGCUGAAACACAUUUUGCAUGAAAUUAUACCACAUUUUGUAGGUUAGGUUGGUGGGUUAUAAAACCUGAAGCAGUAAAUUUAUGGUACAAAUGCAAAAUUGUACUGACGUUUCACCUGGGCUGUGGUAAUAGUAUAGGGUUUCCUAUGGAUAACCAGCAUAUUCAGCGAUCUCAAUUCUUCACAAGUGAAAGGAAGUUAGAAUAGAAUUGCUCUAUGAAAUGUUGAAAUAUAACUUCCUUCAAGGAUUUCCGGUUUCGGUGGUAAGGUCUGAAAAGUACAGAGCUAUUAAGUUAGAAACCACUCAGAAAAUGGCUAUUAAUGACUAACUUGUCCCAUAGGUUCUACAGUUACGCUUUCAGAUCGUCAAUAUCACCACAAACUAUGGAUUCUUACUAAAUCCCACAAGAAGCACUGUUCCUUCACGAUGAAGUCAACCGAAAUGACAGCACUGAGGCUUACUUUUCUUGAAAUUCGAAACCAUAUUUUUCCGUAUUAAAGUCUAAAACAUCUCUGUGUAGUAAGUAAGAUGCUCAUAAUAAUUAAGCUAUUUUUAGAACACGUUGGUCUUUAAAUGGUCAUUUUAAAUCUAAGUAUAUCGACUAGCGUUUACUUGAUCCCAUGAAGGUACACUACACCUUAUGUUAAAGAAUUCUUAUGGUUAUUUUGCCAGAGUGAAUAGGAUUUUGUGGGUAACUAUCUUGAAAAAACAAACCUGUCAUGAUCAUAUCGAUAAAAUAACUGAGACAAUCGUAUCAAGGAACCAAGUUUAUUUAGCACGAAGACUGGAGUAGCAUGUUUUUCAUUUAUAUCGUUACUAGUCAAUGUUUGAAUUAGUCUGCAUUGUUGAUACUCAGAAUUGAAUAUUUACCAGUCUUUGUUAGCAUAUGCACACCAUAUACAGAUUGUCUUACAGCAAUAUAAACAUUCUCGUUCAAAAACCUAUUAGCUACCUGAAACCAGUAGCUCUGUGGGUAACGGGUUGAAAUGUGAGGUGAAAGUUACUCCAUUCCAGUGCGAAUAUGAAAGUCAACAUUGAGAUGCGGGUACAUUCAACUGACAAGUCACAAUUAAACAGAAAUUCGCGUCUUUGGUUCCAGUAUUAGCCUUAUUCUAUUCUAGCUAUUAUGUAGAAUGGUAUGCGAUUUAAAAGGCUAUUUCGUACUACUACUUUUAGUGUUACAUUCAGACGCCCCACAAUGGUAGUAUUUCUCGAACUUAAGGCGGCAUUCGACUCUGCUGAUCGUGAGGUUCUAUGGCAGUGUUUGUCACUGAAAGGAGUACCAAAGAAGUACAUUAACCUUAUAAAGGCUCUCUACUCGAACACAACUGGUCGAGUGAGAGCUUAUGGCGAACUGUCAUCAUAAUUGAUUACCUCAAGUAAGUGAUGUUCGUCAGGGUUGUCUACUCUCUCCAUUCUUGUUUAACUUUAUCGUUGACGUGCUUUUAGAGAUAACAAUCUCCUCAUCUAAAUUUCCAGGGGUUGAACUUCUACCGGGAGGUUCACUUGUUGACUUAGAAUAUGCAGAUGACAUAGUUUUAUUUGGUGAAGACGCUGACAAAAUGCAGAGUCUUCUGACCACUCUAAGCAACAAUGAAAGCAUGUUCGGGAUGCGAUUCUCUCCUUCGAAAUGCAAAAUGUUGCUUCAGGAUUGCGUUACAUCGACACCCGAACUAGUGAUAGGGAGUGAAGUAGUUGAGUGUGUCGACCGCUUCGCUUAUCUUGGAAGUCUCAUCAGCCCUUGUUGUCUGGUGUGUGACGAAAUCUCAGCACGGAUACAGAAGGCUCGACUAGCUUUUGCCAACUUGCGUCAUUUAUGGAGUAGGCGAG